AUAAUUUAAAAUGGAAGAAAAGAAAGAAACUUAAGAUCUAGCUUAAUUAAAAAAAGAAAUGCUUGGAACAGCCAUUGUAAAAGUAAUAUUUGUUGUUAAAUAAAGGAUACAGAUAUGACUCCAGAUAUGCUUUCAGAAGUUUAAGAUUCAAUAGUUUCAGGAAUUGAAAACAACUCGGCUCCAAUUUUAUCUAUUGAAGUAUCAUAAUUAUUCAUUUUAAUAAAGAAUGCAUGCAAAACAAUUAAAGAAGCACUUGAAAAAAAGUAUGGUCCAACUUGGCAAGUUAUUAUAGGUAAUUCAUAAUUAUUAUUAAUUCAAGGUGAAGGAUAUGCUUAUGAUGUAACAGUUUAAAACAAUACAAGACUAUUUAUGUUCUAUAAUGGUAAUUUAGCUUGUCUAGUGUUCAAAUCAUGA
This is a messenger RNA of Paramecium sonneborni, 414 nucleotides long. NCBI's taxonomy places the organism in Eukaryota, Ciliophora, Oligohymenophorea, Peniculida, Parameciidae. The record is from the annotation of a GenBank genome assembly.